AUGGAGGAGGACACGUUGGAAGCGUGUCUUGACUUACCCAGUGGAGACUAUGAGUAUAAAUUCAAGAUGGGCAAAACCUGGUUCUGCGACACGACAAAGCCAGUAGUGCCGAACGUGUUUGGAACACUCAACAACUACAUUGAAGUAGUCAAAGAGACGGAUGGAGGCUCAGCUACAAGUUUUCCCGAGACGGUUCAAGUCACGCAUCUUGACCCUGAAAUACUGCAGCAGGCACUUGCCAAAGUCUCGGAGGAGACACAAACGAGUGAGGUUGAAAUUGAGAAAACUGACGAACGCAGCACUGCAGGAGGAGACGACAAGAAUUCAACAACUUUUGUUGAAGAGCAGACGCCGAUCCAAGAAGACAAGGUCUCGGAGGAGAAAGAAACGAGCAAAGAUGGAGUUGAGAAAACUGAUGAAAGCACUAUUGCAGAAUGUGUCAGGAUCUCAGCAACAUGUGUUGAAGAGAAGACGAUCCAAGAAAACAAGGUCUCGGAAGAAAAAGAAGCGCCAGAAGAUAAAAUUGAGACAACUGAUGAAAGUGGCAUUGCAGAAAAAGACGACAAGAUCUCUCCAACAUGUUCUGAAGAGCAGACGAUCCAAGAAGACACGGAGCCAACAGCGACAGUCGCACCACAGCAGUUUGUCAUACAAGAUUCACUGAUGAGCAUUUGUAUGACGCCUGACAUGCCUCCUCCAGUCAUUUCAAAGCAGGCGACACAUGAAGACAAGGAUUUCUCCGAGGAAACAGUUUCACAGGGACGAAAAAGAGACGAGCCUACUGUCUGUGUCUGUAGAAAGCCAGUGCCGAUUCCGGUCAGACCAGUUCCACAGGAGACUACUUCAAAUGAUGUCAUCGAGUCUGAAUCCGAGGCCAUCACUGAAACAGCGUCACAAGAUGAAACAGCUGCAGAGGGUUCUGAAGACACGAGUCAAAAGUCAAACGAAACAGCACAACAACAUGAAGAAGUAGUAAAGGAAGAACAACCCGAGUUGACUAUGGAAACAAGAGUUGAGAACUUUGAUCAAACUGCUGUUAGCGUGGUCGAAAGGCUUGAAGAAAAGGAUGACAUUAAAACAACAGCCCAAGAGACAACCCAAAUGGUUGAAACAAUCACUCCAGAUGUCGAAAAGGAGUCGAAAGAAAGGGUUACACCAGAUAGCGUUGAGAAAGAAGAGGACAAUACUGUGCCGGAGGCAAUUAUGAUAAAAGACACAACAGGGAAAGGAGUUGCCUUUGUGGAAAAGGAGGCAAAACCAGACGAAAGAGCUGAAGAUGAGGAAACUGUUUCACGGGAAGGAAAAACAGACGAGCCUGUGAUCUGUAUCUGUUAUAAACCAACUCCAGUCACACUAGUUCUAUCACCAGAGACUACAUCAGAAGAUGCCAUCGAGCCCAAAUCCGUGGCCACCACUGACACAACAUCACCAGAUAAAACAGUAGGAGAUAUUGCUGAAGGCACUGAUAAAAAGCCAGACGAAACAGCACAACAACAAGAAGUAAAGGUGGUGGAAGAACAACCUGAGUCGUCUGUGGACGAAGAAGAUGGGAAGCCAGUUGAACAGGCUGCAGAUGACAAUGUUCAGAAGGUAGAAAGCGUAGAAGUUUCCAUGGAAACACCAUUACGAGAUGAAGAGGUUGAAAUAAUUGAUGAGAAAAGAGAAGAAGUUGUCCAAGACAUCAAAGAGAAGCCAGAUCAGAAGGUUUCCAAUGAGGAAACACCUCAGAACGAAGCAACUGAGAGGCCUGACCUGGACGUUAGUGACAAAUCAGAGGAAAAGACUUCUUCUCAGACAACACAUCCAGACCAAGCAGCUGACGAGGACGUCAUAGACAUUGUAGUGCAGUCGGUAGACGAAACAGUUGUUAAAGCUGCCCCAGCCGCGGGUGAGACGUUUGAAGAGAAUAUUCAUACCGAAGUCACACUACCAGAUGAAACGAUUAAAACAACUGUGCCAUGUACUGUGGCUGCACCGGAAGAGAUAGAUGAAACAAAUGUUUGGCCACCACAAGAGAUAACUAUUCAAGAAGCUGUCACGAAUCUUGAAACUGCAGUCAUAACAGAAUCGCCUACACAAGACAAAGACGAUACUGCAGCAGACUUUGUCGCUGCAACAGACGAAUUGGCUGCGUCCGAAAUCCAGCGACGAGUGACAGAUUCAGUUCAAGAAGUUUCCCCACAAAUCGCUGAAAAGGUAGAAGAUCAGGACGCUACAGCUACAAAAAAAGAUGAGGAAUCCUCCGAAAUACCUCAGUCAGAGGGAACCACUCAUGACACUGUGUUGGUAACGUCUGAAGACGUAUAUGAGAAAGGUCAUUCUGAAAUAUCUCCAACUAAGGAACCAGUUGAAGUAAUUGUCUUAGACACUGUUGAAAAAUUGGACGACACUACCCAGACGGAAACCCCACCGGCACUGCCAACUGGAGUAGCAGACACUGCUGAGAAAGUUACCUCCAAAACAGCACCAACGUUUGAACCUACACAGAAGGAUGCCCCUGACAUAGCUGAAGAGGUGAAGGUUAUAACGGUAAAGAUUACGAAGGAACCACAGACAGGCAAACCAUUUAAGGCGGCUGCUUUACAAAGCAAAACGUAUGCUCAGGCUGUCAAGGACAGUUUCCCCAAAGUUGAGAAGACCGUACAGGAAAACGGAGACAUGUCAGAUGUGGGCGAAACUCACAAGGAGACACCACCAAAAGACAAGUCGGUCGAUGAGACUGUGCCAGAAAAUGUGGAACUACCAAAAGAGGAAGUUACUGAAAUGCUGCCAUCAGAAAAAGUCGAGGAGAAAGUGUCAGAAAAGGAGGAGCUAACAAAAGAAGAAAUCCACAUCGAUGCACCAUCCGAAGACAUAAUCAUUAAGACGAUAGUAGAGCCACAAAGCGUGGAGUUUGGAGAAGAGAAAGUUCACACAGAAACUCCACCACCAGACAAGCCAGUUGAGAGGGUAGUAUCAGAAAAGACGGAAGAACCUAAAAUGGAAAUCCACACUGAAACUCCACCAGAAGACAAAACGCCUGAAAACACUGUACAACAGCAACAAGUAGAAGUGGUGGAAGAAGAGAAAGAGGAGGUACAAGUCGUAGUACAAGAGAAAGUACAAACAGAAACACUAUCACCAGACAAGACAGUUGAGACGAAAGUAUCAGAAAAGAUGGAAGGACUGGAAGAGGAAGUCAGCAUUGAAACGCCACCAGAAGACAAAACGGUAAAAGAGACUGUAAAGCCACAAGUAUCAGAAGUGGUAGAAGAGACAAUUCAGACAGAAGCUCCAGAUAAGCCAGUUGACGAGAAAGUAUCAGAAAAGGUUGAGGAAGCAAAAGAGGAAAUCCACACUGAAGCACCACCAGAAGACAAAAUAAUUAUGACGACUGUACAGCCACAAAACGUGGAAGUGGUAAAAGAGACAAUUCACACAGAAACUCCACCACCAGACAAACCAGUUGACGAGAAAGUAUCAGAAAAGGUGGAGGUACCAAAAGAGGAAAUCCACACUGAAACACCACCAGAAGACAAAACGGUGGAAACGACUGUACAGACACAUAAGGUGGAGGUGUCAGAAGAUACAGUUCACACAAAAACACAACCACCAGACAAGCCAGUUGAGAAGGUGUCAGAAACGGUGGAAGUAACAAAAGAGGAAGUCCACAUUGAAGCGUCAACAGAAAACGACAAACCAGUUGAAAAGAUUGUACAACCACAACAAGUAUCAGAAGUGUCAGAGAGGCAAGUUCAUACAGAAACUACACAACCAGACAAACCAGUUGACGAUAAAGUAUCAGAAAAGGUGGAGAUACCAAAAGAGGAAAUCCACACUGAAACACCACCAGAAGACAAAACGGUGGAAACGACUGUACAGACACAAGAGGUGGAGGUGUCAGAAGAUACAGUUCACACAGAAACUUCACCGCCCAAAAAAACAGUUGAGAUAAUAGUAUCAGAAAAGAAGAAGGUAGUAAAAGAGGAAGUCCACACUGAAACGCCACUAGAAGACAGAUCCGUUAAAGAGACUGUGCAACCACAAAAGGUGAAAGUGGUAGAAGAUAAAGUUCAACCAGAAACUCCACCAUCAGACAAGCCAGUUGAGAUAAUAGUAUCAGAAAAGACGGAGGUAGUAAAAGAGGAAGUCCACACUGAAACACCACCAGAAGACAAGACGGUUGAAAAGACCAUACAACAUAUAACAGUAGAAGUGUCAAAAGAGGAAAGUCACACAGAGACUCCACCAACAGACAAGCCAGUCGAAAAGAAAGUAUUAGAAAAGGUUGAAGUACCGAAAGAAAAACUCCACAUUGAAGCAAAAUCAACAGUUGAGGAAACAGCCCCACACAUAGUGGAGUGUUACAAAACUAUUCACGAAAUACUGACAGAGACAGAACCAACAGACAAAACAGUCGAAAUAAAAGUAUCUGACAAGGUGGAAGUACCAACAGAAAAACUCCACACUGAAGCAGAAUCAAUAGUUGAGAAAACAGCCCCUCCCAAAGUGGAGCCAUGUUACAAAACCAUUCACGAAAUCCUGAUGGAAGAUACUACAGAGAAGAUCCCACUGUUUGAGUAUACCCAGUUCACACUUGUAUGUAAGGAGGAGACCAGUGGUGACGUGUUCGUUCAAGGAUCAUGGGACGGAUGGAAGGAGUCAUUCAAACUCAACAAAAGUGAAGACGGAAGCUACAGCGAAUCUGUGAUGCUGCCAUACGGUCUACAUGAGUAUAAGUACCGAGUUGGAAACAGUUGGAUCCACGACGACACAAAGGCCGCGGUACGUAAUGCCUUUGGUACGAUAAACAACGUGCUGAGAGUCCCCGCAGAGGCCGGAGGGAAGGAUUCAUUAGAGAUCCCACCAGAAGAAGACUCUGACCUGGAGGAGUGUAUGAGGGUCCGGCUGGACUGGACAGGAGAGGCGACCGGAGACGUGUUCGUGUCGGGGUCUUGGGACGGCUGGACACGCAGCUGGAAACUAAAGAGGAGGUAA
This is a messenger RNA of Branchiostoma floridae (Florida lancelet), 4977 nucleotides long. RefSeq names its product titin-like. The transcript is spliced from 5 exons. Gene Ontology annotation, cellular component: nucleus; nucleotide-activated protein kinase complex; cytoplasm. Gene Ontology annotation, molecular function: protein kinase binding. Gene Ontology annotation, biological process: signal transduction. NCBI's taxonomy places the organism in Eukaryota, Metazoa, Chordata, Leptocardii, Amphioxiformes, Branchiostomatidae. The record is from RefSeq and is a predicted model, not a curated record. Bases 1 to 4977 code for a protein of 1658 amino acids.